UUUGACAAUUUCCGUAAUGAGAGUUCUUCAGACUCAUGCACUCGAGCGUUGGUGGAUCAGACCUUUGAGUAAUCUUACAGUUGCAGUCAAGGAUAGCAUAUGCACAAUGCUCGUCGGGCAUGCUUCUCUGUAUAUUGAAUAGCGUGCCUCAUUCUCGUUCUAAUUCUAUUACAGAGUUCACUUCACCAUUUGAGGCGACGGCAGUGGAGCUUCUGAAGGUGGGAGGUCUGAAUAUUAUUGGGAAGGCUAACUGCGAUGAAUUGGAGUGGGGCAAACCUUACCUCUUGGGUUUUGCAGCUUUUCGCCAACACUCAUACCCUCAUGUCCCUGGACGUGAACAGCAUCCACUCGCAUCAGUUGCAUCGCCCCGGCCCCGUGGUGAAUCUGUAUCAUUCUCCAGAUGAAAAAUCCAUACCAUGAGCCGAGCGCGAACGAAGAUCAGUGGGUGGAAGCUCGGGUGGAAAUGCUGUAGCUGUUGCGGUGAGAGACAGUGCACCAGGUACAGAUACAGGUGUCUCUGUUCGUUUUCCCGCGUCAUACUUAGGUAUUACGGGCUUGAAAUCCUCGUAUGACCUCAUUAGCAGGUCUGUCACUUUACAACUCCUAUUUUCAGAAAUUCAUGGACUGCAGAUGGGGUAUGGUUUCUUUUGCUGAUAGUCUUGACUUGUGUCGGUGUGCCUGGCAAGUCCGUCGACACAGUGAGACCACAUUUAGUGAACACGACAAGAAUGAGCGAGAGCACCUGAGUUGACAAUUCGAGCAGA
Messenger RNA from Suillus subaureus, 764 nucleotides. RefSeq lists its product as uncharacterized. Bases 120 to 404 code for a protein of 94 amino acids. Lineage: Eukaryota; Fungi; Basidiomycota; Agaricomycetes; Boletales; Suillaceae. The record is from RefSeq and is a predicted model, not a curated record. The transcript has 2 exons.